AUGGCUCUUGCCAUUGCUUCUUCUCUCACUCCAACACUCGCUUUAUCCACGAACAGAGUGGAAAUAGGACGAGGAGCAUGUGCACUACGCGCCGGUGGAAGAAUGAGCGAGCGCGUGCACGUGGUGGUCGUUCGUGCCGGCAAAGAAGUUUCUAGCGUCUGUGAACCACUUCCUCCGGACCGUCCUUUGUGGUUCCCCGGUAGCUCUCCACCCGAAUGGCUCGAUGGCAGCCUUCCUGGCGAUUUCGGUUUUGAUCCUCUCGGUCUAGGGUCUGACCCGGACCUUCUCAAAUGGUUUGCACAAGCUGAGCUCGUACAUAGCCGGUGGGCUAUGCUGGCCGUGACUGGUAUUCUAAUACCGGAAUGUCUCGAACGAUUAGGUUUCAUCGAGAAUUUUUCAUGGUACGACGCAGGAUCACGCAAGUAUUUUGCGGAUUCAACUACGUUGUUUCUAGCUCAAUUAGUGUUAAUGGGUUGGGCCGAGGGUAGAAGAUGGGCUGAUUUGGUUAAACCGGGGUCUGUGGACAUAGAGCCCAAAUACCCGCAUAAAGUGAAUCCUAAACCGGAUGUUGGUUACCCAGGAGGUUUGUGGUUCGAUCCGAUGAUGUGGGGGAGAGGUUCUCCUGAACCGGUAAUGGUUUUGAGGACUAAAGAGAUAAAAAACGGACGGCUCGCGAUGCUUGCUUUCGUUGGCUUCUGUUUCCAAGCUAACUACAGUAAUAGUCAAGAUCCAAUUGAGAAUCUCAUGGCUCAUCUCGCUGAUCCUGGUCAUUGUAACAUCUUUUCGGCAUUUACAUCACAUUGA
Arabis nemorensis is the source of this 804-nucleotide messenger RNA. The record is from the annotation of a GenBank genome assembly. NCBI's taxonomy places the organism in Eukaryota, Viridiplantae, Streptophyta, Magnoliopsida, Brassicales, Brassicaceae.